AUGGAAGCCUCAGAAAUAGCGGAUUGUCAUCCCGCAACUGCUAUAGAGACAUUUAAACUCGCAAUGAUUCAGGGGACGAAGUUCCACACUUCCUUAGUCAAGUAUUCUCCUCCUGACAUGCAGACUCUCAAUGCCAGGGCCCAGAUCUACAUUCGGCUUGAGGAAAAUAUAGCCCACCGAGCGCAGUACGCCACCCUGGUGACAGUGGAAAACAAGCCUCGAGAAAGAAUUCCAACUCCAAAGAUUCAACAAAGCCAACGUUCCUCAACGCCGAUCACCCAGGCACCUGAAAAAAGGCAAAGGGUAGAGGAAGGAUUUACACCUCUCCGAACUACCUUGGCUCAGCUCUUCCAAGAGAAUAAGGUGAAGUUCACAACUCCAUCCUUUAGGCGACAGGUGGAGAAUAUGAUCGCCAGAGGUGAGUUAACAGAUUACCUUAUGAUAAAGGAAUAUGCAAAGCCCCGCGAGGUCUAUCCCCGCAAGGUGGAAGGUACGCAAGUAAAAGUCAUUUAUGCAAUACAUGGCAGGUCUGAAGAUGAUCAAGAGUCCGAGGAUGUAUACAGAUCUAGACUGAGGGCAGCCUACAAGCUCAGGAGGAUAGCCUCGGUCAGUGAUAUCGCUUCGGGUAGCAUCAGUAUUGGAUUCAGAGAUGGCGACCUAUCUAGAGUUCAACUCCCCCACGACGAUCCAUUGGUUAUCAGUCUUUUAGUGGCUAAUUGUAUGAUCCAGAGGGUUUUGAUAGAUCCAGGAAGUAGCGCCAACAUAAUCACAAAGACGGUCUUUGAGCAGCUAGAGAUCCCGUCAUCAUCUAUUCGACCUACCUCCAGCCCGUUGAUGGGGUUCGAUGGCAUAAGAGUAGAUCCCCUUGGAGUAAUAGACUUGUCUGUAACCGCGGCGAAGAGGAUUCUAAAGGGAAAUUUGUUUUAA
Cornus florida is the source of this 927-nucleotide messenger RNA. RefSeq lists its product as uncharacterized. Lineage: Eukaryota; Viridiplantae; Streptophyta; Magnoliopsida; Cornales; Cornaceae. Bases 1 to 927 code for a protein of 308 amino acids. The transcript is spliced from 2 exons. The record is from RefSeq and is a predicted model, not a curated record.